AUGACGAGGACGAUUUCCAGAGACCUUUUUUUUGCUUACAAGACAGCGGAUGCUACAACGAACCAGUAUGGCAAGAUUAGCUAUGUACUUGACUGCAUGACAGCUGAAACCUACUUGGCAAUCCCGGCACCACCAGGUUCAAAACAUGGGCUUCCAACAUUCAAAAGCAACCGCCCUGAAUCCAUGUUGGAGAAGUUCCAUGAAUUGUUGGCCUACUACUGCAAUAUUGGGUGUGGCGAUGAAUUUGCAAAUGCUAUAAUAAUGAAAGGAUGGGCGGAGUACAAUUCAUGGGAUCUUGGACAUGGUGAUCUGUUCAGCAACUAUGAGAAACCACCCAGUAAGAACAAUGGUGAAGUAUUCCUCAAGAACUACUUCAACCAACAGGUGGAACGGAACAGGAACCAAUUGUUUGACAAAGACUCAAAGCAGUGCACUUGCAAUGAAUGCAUAAUCCCAGCUGGGCCUCCUCCAGCAGUGCCUGCAGCUGGAGUUGAAGAUAACAAUUCUCAUCUACUCACUUGUCAACUCACUUGUCAAAUGGACUUGAUGGCACUUGAUGACACUUCUACUGCCACCAAUGCAGUGACAGAAACGCCUCCAAUGCGGGUAGACCCACCAAGGCGUCAACAAACCUUUGGAUACUGCUUUCCUUUCCAUCCAUACCGGUGCGAUGAUAUCCAAAACUAUGUCAAGAGAAGACAAGCUGGCAAGGUGGUAUGUGGAAUACCACCACACAGUUUCAACUGUCCUACUAAGUCAAUGUUGAAAGGCUGGGCUCCAGUUGAUUGA
Cylindrotheca closterium is the source of this 789-nucleotide messenger RNA. Lineage: Eukaryota; Bacillariophyta; Bacillariophyceae; Bacillariales; Bacillariaceae. The record is from the annotation of a GenBank genome assembly.